ACAUGUCCAAGUACUCCCCUCGUCUGGGUCGACCCGGAUCGGCGGGGUCUAAGAGCCCCGGCUUGAGAAAGGAGCUGCAUGGCAAUCGCUCAUGCAUGCUGCGGAUCGGGGAGAGGCUGAUGAGGGCGGGCAGCGAGGGGAACCUGGUCCAGAGACCCGUCCCGGCUCAGAGCCAGAACCGGACGCCCAGCGGCGACUUGGGACAGCGCUCCAACGGGCAGACACAGCUCGCCGCGCUGGAGGACAGUCCCGGCGAGCGCUCCGGGAACAGCUGUAACAAAGAUCCUGGAAACUCUCCAUCCAGAGUCUCUUCCUCGUCGUCCUCCUCCACAGCGGGGGACAGCGGCGCCGAGCAUCUCCUGCAGAGGAAGCAGCACUCCAGCAGCAGCUCAGGCUGUAACCCCGACUUCCCGUCUCCCCGCUCUCCCAGCACCUUGCCUCGGAGCUGCGCCCCGCCUGCAGGCAGCAGCCGGGACAGGGACAGGGACAGGGACAGGGACAGGGACAGGGACAGGGACAGCCAGCUGGAAAGCCUGAUGCUGCAGCACUCGGACGUGGAGAGGAGGAAGGAGGUGCUCUUAGACCACCUGAGGCAGAAGUACCCCCACCACACUGCUUUCCUCAUGGGACACCAGGAGCUCAGGAAGGAGCAGGUGAGACUGACUCUUUGA
Messenger RNA from Salarias fasciatus (jewelled blenny), 671 nucleotides. RefSeq names its product pre-mRNA-splicing factor 38B-like. The coding region runs from base 3 to 671 and encodes 222 amino acids. The record is from RefSeq and is a predicted model, not a curated record. The transcript has 2 exons. Lineage: Eukaryota; Metazoa; Chordata; Actinopteri; Blenniiformes; Blenniidae.